Protopterus annectens (West African lungfish) is the source of this 1099-nucleotide messenger RNA. RefSeq names its product helt bHLH transcription factor (gene HELT). Gene Ontology annotation, biological process: anterior/posterior pattern specification; regulation of neurogenesis; regulation of transcription by RNA polymerase II. Gene Ontology annotation, cellular component: nucleus. Lineage: Eukaryota; Metazoa; Chordata; Ceratodontiformes; Protopteridae. The record is from RefSeq and is a predicted model, not a curated record. Bases 1 to 774 code for a protein of 257 amino acids. Gene Ontology annotation, molecular function: RNA polymerase II cis-regulatory region sequence-specific DNA binding; DNA-binding transcription factor activity, RNA polymerase II-specific; protein dimerization activity. The transcript has 4 exons.
AUGUCAUCUAAAGCUAAGGAGCCCAAGAAGACGCCGGUGUCGCACAAAGUGAUAGAAAAGAGGCGAAGGGACCGGAUCAAUCGAUGUCUCAACGAGCUAGGGAAAACAGUGCCAAUGGCUCUGGCCAAACAGAGUUCUGGGAAGCUGGAGAAAGCGGAGAUUUUGGAAAUGACAGUACAGUACCUGAGGGCUUUGCAUUCCGCAGAAUUUCCUAGAGGGAGAGAAAAAGGAGAACUUUUAAACGAGUUUGCCAAUUACUUCCAUUAUGGCUACCACGAAUGCAUGAAAAAUCUGGUGCAUUACCUGACCACAGUGGAGAGGUUGGAGACCAAUAAGGACACCAAGUACGCACGGAUCCUCGCAUUUCUGCAAUCGCAGGCUCGCUUUGGUGCUGAGCCCCUACUGAACUCUCUGCAGGAGGCCGACUGUCCUUACCAGUACCACCCGGGACCGGACUUGCCCAGCCACAGCGCCAGUGAGGCAGCCGCUGCAGCCGCCGCCGCAGCUGCAGCAGCCGCUGCAGCAUCUGCUGCCCAUUUCUCUUGGCAUUGUAGCCCUGCCACUAUUUCUUACUAUCCAACACCUGGGGCAGUGCCACCACCCCCGCCACCACCUACGUUGUCGAACCCGAGUCAGCAUCAGCAACACCAGCAACACAGCAGCUUCAUACACCCAGUGCAAGGACUGGAUCGCUCCCAUUACAUCAACUUGAUGGGACCUUCCCACCACCACAGCCACUUCAGUUUGCACGCCCCUCCGCACUCUGCACUAUAGUUACAGGCAGCUGAUGGACUUCGUAUUAAAAUAAGCAGAACUGAAAAGAACCAUUUACAAUUAUGUUGCGCUAGAGAAGUAUAUAUUUCCACAGAAUACAUAUACUGGUGCGAAUGUGGAGCGAGAGUUUUUGGUCUAAAACUGCUGAUUCUUUGUUAAUAGCCAAAGCUUUUUUAAAACUAUGCAAAAGUUUGAGUCUGGAAACUCUUACUCGAUGGCUCAUUUAGCUACUGUUUUAAUGUAGGUUAUCCUGCUAAAGCACUUCUAAAAGACAAGCAUUCGGUUAACAUUUGUGGAUGCCUGCAGAUGGUGAACAAACUACAAA